CCGGGAAUCUACAGCGGGAAAGAAACAAGAGCAGAAAGACUUCUCUUGUGUUGGGAAAUUCCGAGGCACAGUUCCACGUGUAAUAUUCUGAAACAUGGAAACGCCAAGAUUGGAAGGUGGAAGAAUUAAUUUGGAUGCCCCUCGUUAUGACCAAUCAACGUUUCUUGGACGUGCUAAACACUUUUUCACAGUUACCGACCCAAAGAAUAUUUUGCGUUCAGCGAAAGAACUUGAUGAUGCAAAAGAACUUCUUCUAAAGUACAGGCAGAAAAAAGAACCUGCUGGAACCACUGAUGCUCAAAUAUGGACUGCUAAGAAAGUCUAUGAGUCAGCUUUCCAUCCUGAUACAGGAGAUAAAAUGUUCAUUAUUGGACGAAUGUCAGCACAAGUACCAAUGAACAUGUCAAUAUGUGGUUGUAUGUUGACAUUUUACAAGAGCACGUCAGCUGUUCUCUUCUGGCAGUGGAUCAAUCAGUCAUUUAAUGCAGUAGUGAACUACACAAACCGGAGCGGCGACUCACUAAUAACAAAUGAACAGUUGGGAAUGGGAUAUGCAUUUGCCACAACAGGAGCUGUUGCUGUUGCCUUGGGAUUAAACCACUUGACUAAGUCAGCUCCACCUUUGAUUGGUAGAUUUGUUCCAUUUGCUGCUGUUGCUGCAGCAAACUGUGUGAACAUUCCUCUUAUGCGACAAACGGAGUUAUUGAGGGGAAUUCCUGUAACUGAUGAAGAUGGAAACAGAAUUGGAGAAUCAAAGGCUGCAGCACGGAAAGCCAUAGGAAGUGUUGUGUUUUCCAGAAUAGUUAUGGCAUCUCCUGGAAUGUCUAUCCCACCAAUUAUAAUGAACUAUCUAGAUACAAAGCCAUUUAUGAAGCGGUGGCCAAUUUUAGCUUCUCCAAUUCAAGUUGGAUUAGUGGGAUUGUGCUUGGUGUUUGCAACUCCCCUGUGUUGUGCAAUCUUUCCACAAAAGAGCUCUAUAGCAGUCUCAAAACUUGAACCUGAACUUCAAGAAAUCAUCAAACAAAGAGGAGGAACUCCACUGAAAUAUGUGUACUUCAACAAGGGACUUUGAAUCAUGAUAUUACUAUUAAUUUAUUAAGAGGAAUUGAUUAGAAUUUAUGUGCAAUUGUUGUGUGCAUCUUAUAGCAUGCUAACAAUUUUUUAAUCACCCUGUGUAUCAAGUGAAUUUUGGUAUACCUUCUGUAAGGUUCAAUUGCAAUAAACUUUUAAAUCAACUACAUUAGAGAUAUGUUGAAGUGACCAUAUAAUUUUUAUCUCCACCUAAAUUGCAAGUUUCCAAAGAGUUGCCUGGUAACCUUUUGAAAAUUGUGUCUGACUGUUUUAAAAUUUGGGCUGUUGGUAGCCCCAUUUGACAUCUUGUCCAGCUAUGAAUUUUCAUCCACACAAUGUGGUUUCUGUCAUGCAGGUUGAACUCCUCAGUGCCAUGUCAUUGUGGCCAGGUUACCAAAGUUUUUUUCUCCAAAGUGAUAUCUUCCAUAAUUAAAUUUUUUGUGCAUUUGAAGACAACUAACAACAGGUUUUGCAACUCUUUGGAAUCUCAAACAAGGAGUAAUAGUAAAUUUUAUGAAAUGUAUUAGAUGGUAGAAAUAGAAAACAUAUUUUUCUGCAGCAUACAUAUUCAAUAAUUCAUAUCUUAAUUUGUGAAUUUUUCACUUCAUGAAUUCAUCCUAUUUAAGUCACAAAGAUAAGUUAUUAGAAGAAAUAAGAUAUUUUUCAUGGUCUUGGUCUCAAGCAUUGGGAAUUUAUGCAAUGUUGUAGGAUUUUCUAAAUUUUUGAGGGAAUUUAACCCUGUAACUCCCAAGAUCUACUUGUUAAUUCUCCUCUCCAGCUGCUACACAUUUCCUUGUUGAUUAGUUACGAGAAUUUGGUGUUAGAUCAAGAUAACAACUUCUAACUGAUAAGUUUGAGUAUUCUUAUUACCUGUUUGCUGAACAGUGUGUGGAUAUUAUAGGGAGAAGUUACAUGUUAAUCGCUUUUGGGGGCUUAAUGGUUAAGCAUAUGUGAAUGUGUGUUCAUGUUAAUAAAAAUAUGGGAGUUAAAAUUUUAUAUACUAUAAAUUAAUUUCGUGGUGAGUGACAGUUUUUUAUAUUAUCAAUGGUAAUUCAGUUUCAUUCGUGGAAUUUGGUUUUUUGCAAUUAUUAACAUCAUAAAGAACCAGGAAUUUAAAUUAAUUGUGUCAAAAAAAAUAUGCACUGGUAUCCUUUGUGUAACAAACAUGAUAACAUUUUAAAGGAGGUAAAUUUCUGAAUAAACCGUGGUGCUGUGCCAGUGGGAGGGUAUAACAGGGUAAUUUGGUAUUAUCAACAUUAUCAACUGAGUCAAUAAAAAAAAUUGGCCUUUGUAAAGAGUUUCUUUAUGGUGAAGAGGGUUUUGAAACUCUUUACAGUGGCCAAUUUAUGUUAACUCAGUUGAUAAUAGCAAAUUAACUGUUAAUCAUGUUCAUAAUUA
This is a messenger RNA of Pocillopora verrucosa, 2469 nucleotides long. RefSeq names its product sideroflexin-1-like. Gene Ontology annotation, molecular function: monoatomic ion transmembrane transporter activity. Lineage: Eukaryota; Metazoa; Cnidaria; Anthozoa; Scleractinia; Pocilloporidae. The record is from RefSeq and is a predicted model, not a curated record. Gene Ontology annotation, cellular component: mitochondrial inner membrane. Gene Ontology annotation, biological process: serine import into mitochondrion; monoatomic ion transport.